AUGGCCGACUUCGAGGACCAGACGCGGUCCCUGGAGCGCGAGCUCGACGGCCUCUUCGCGUCCGUCUCCGUGUCCCUGGCGCCGUCGGUCGUCGAGGCCCUCGCCGACGAGCAGAUCGACCGGGAGGCGCUGCUGGCGCUGCGGCCCGACGACCUCGUGGAGCUCAACCUCGACGGCGAGACGGAGCGGCGCGUGCUCGAGGCGCAGAGGCUGCUGAGCCGCGAGGCGUCGCUCGAGGCGCUGCUCGACGCCUUCGUCGCCGAGGCCGACGCCGCGCAGGCCGAGCUCGCGGGGCGCGACGAGGCGAUCCGCGCCGCCGUCGAGCGCUGCGUGCGCCGCGAGCGGGCCUUCGGGCCCGAGGCCACCGUCGAGCUCUUCGGCUCCGCGCUCAACGGCCUCCGCGUGGGCUGGUCCGCGGACGUCGACCUCUGCGUCCGGUCGCCGGCGCACGCGCGCGACGCCGACGCCGCGCGGCGCGCGGCCGACGAGGCCGCGGCCCUCGAGGCCGCGUCGGGCGCCGUGGCCAUCGCGCGGCGCGCCCGGGACUGCGCGUCGAAGCUGCGGACCGCGCGCGACGCCGCGGCCCGCGCGGCCGCGCGGCGCCGCGACGCCGAGGCCGCGGGCGACGCCAAGGCCGCGGCGCGCCACGCGGAGCGCGCGGCGCACCACGCGGACCGCGUGCCCGACCUCGAGGCCGACGACGCCGCCGCGCGCGCGGCCGCGACGCCCGCCGUCGACGCGGCGGUGCGGGCGCGGGAACGGGCGGACCGCCUCGCCGACAAGUGCAAGAAGGUCGUCUACCCCCUGUCGAAGGCGCUCCGGGCCGCGGGCGGCUUCGCCGACCUCGAGGUCGUGCGCCACGCGCGCGUGCCCCUCGUCAAGGCCUCCUUCCGGGGCGUCGCCGUCGACGUCGUGCCGGGCAACGAUCUAGCCGUCGUCAACAGCCGCCUGCUCCGGGCCUACUGCGGGCAGCGCGACUGCCGGCGGCUCUGCCUCCUGGCGAAGCGCUGGGCGGGCGCGCGGGGCCUGAACCGGGCGCCCGACGGCUUCCUGAGCUCCUACGCGCACACGCUCACGGUGCUUCACUUUUGCCUCGUCGAGGGCGUCCUCGCCCGCGCGGACAUCGACCGCCGGUUCGGGACGUCCCGACCGAACUUUGAAAUCCUCUCGCUCGGUCGCAUCCGAGUCGAUUCGGCUGAUUUUUGGACGGAUCGAUUGCGCUCGCCGAGCUCUCGAAGCACAGCCGACGAGUCCGGCGCCGUCCGUUCGAUUACGCUCACAUUGAAGUCGGGUUGA
Aureococcus anophagefferens is the source of this 1296-nucleotide messenger RNA. Its product is annotated as expressed protein. Gene Ontology annotation, molecular function: nucleotidyltransferase activity. The coding region runs from base 1 to 1296 and encodes 431 amino acids. Lineage: Eukaryota; Pelagophyceae; Pelagomonadales; Pelagomonadaceae. Gene Ontology annotation, biological process: RNA 3'-end processing. The transcript has a single exon. The record is from RefSeq and is a predicted model, not a curated record.